AUGGCUUACAACAUCUCUUUGACAGGCGGUGAACUCUUAAUGCGAAGCAUUAACUACCGGCUAAUUUUAGUUCAGGUUUUUGUAGCAAUUUUCCUUUGCAUCAACAUUUUCCUGAUCACAACCUUUUUUAGGAAGGAUUUCUUCUACACAACCAUGCGUUACAUAUUAUUUGCCAUUACAUUACUCUCUGAUUGUCUGAUUUUACUUGCAACAAAUUCCUUGCUCAUCUUUAGCUAUUUCAGUUUGACCAUGAAAAUGUGGUUAUGUCUCAUUUUCUACAUUUUGACAUCUGUAUACACGUUUGUAACACCAGUUACUCUGACAGCAAUGACCUUGGAGCGCUAUGUGGCCAUUUGCAUGCCCCUGCGCCAUGGAGAGCUGUGCUCCACACGCAAUACUAUGCGCAGUAUCCUCAUCAUUCAUGGCCUCAGCUCCGUGCCCUGCAUUGUUUUUCUCUGCACCUUAUUGGCAUCAACAUCCCUUAGCUUCUACAUCCAAUACAAGGUGUGCUCUGUGGAGAUGUUCGUCCUUCACAACUGGCAGGCUCAUAUUAGGUCGGCUAUAAGUGAGUUCUACUUCUUGAUCAUGUGUUUCACCAUUGUGUUCUCAUAUGUUAAAAUUAUGAAAGUGGCCAGAGCUGCAUCAGGAGAGGAUAAAAAGUCAACAUGGAAAGGCCUCAGAACAGUUCUUCUUCAUGGUUUCCAGCUGCUCCUCUGUCUCAUCCAGCUGUGGUGUCCAUUCAUAGAAGCUGCUGUACUUCAGAUUAAUUUCAUGUUAUUCAUUAAUGUCAGGUACUUUAACUAUGUAACUUUUAUUCUUGCCCCAAGAUGUCUGAGUCCUCUCAUUUAUGGCCUCAGGGAUGAAAAGUUUUUUCUUGCACUGAAAUACUAUGCUCUCUGUGGCUUGUAUAAGAAACAUAUUUUCACAUGA
Messenger RNA from Toxotes jaculatrix (banded archerfish), 930 nucleotides. Its product is annotated as odorant receptor 131-2-like. Gene Ontology annotation, molecular function: G protein-coupled receptor activity. Gene Ontology annotation, biological process: G protein-coupled receptor signaling pathway. Lineage: Eukaryota; Metazoa; Chordata; Actinopteri; Toxotidae. Bases 1 to 930 code for a protein of 309 amino acids. The record is from RefSeq and is a predicted model, not a curated record. The transcript has a single exon. Gene Ontology annotation, cellular component: membrane.